UUUUGAUGGCAGUGAAAUUUCAGCAUUGUAGGAAGUUAGUUAGAACUACCAAGCACAGCGCAUGGAAAACAUUCCAGAAUCUUCAUCGAAAGGGACGAAACGCCGGCGAGAUGAAGAUUCCGACGCCGGAAACACCUCGUCGCUCGAGGGCGAUCUCACAUUCUCCGACACGCUCGUUGCGCUUCGAAUCAUGCGAGCUCAGUUUCCCCACAUUCACAAGGUUUCAGUUGAGCCUUUUAUAUUGAAGUCACAAUUGUAUAGCAGUGUGAAGGACAGAACACAAGUGGAUAGGGAAUUGGAGUCUCUAAGGAGGGACAAAGUGCUGCGCCUUUUCAAAUUGAAUACUGGACAAGAUGAUCAUGCUGUAAUGUUUUUGGAUGACUACCUAAAGCAGAUAGACCGUGUUGUGAAAAGAAUGGAAGGAGAUAAAGGAGGGGAACAUGAAGUUUUUGGGUGGUUCAAUACUCAUGUUCUAGAUUCAAAGCUGGAAACUGGCAUCGAACAUCAAGAGCUUUGCUCACUCUUGUCACUUGGGGGAAAGGUGAAGGACCAUCACAUCUCCCUUCUAAUUAAUGCAGGGAUCCUUACUAGGCAACUUAUUGAUCCAAACAUGUAUUGGUUUGCAAUUCCGAAUAUUGGCUCACUUCUUAAGGGUCUAGUUCAGGGAAGAAAGGAAAUUGUCUCUCUUCUCUGCCGUCGGAGAUAUAAGGAGAUGAUGUUGGCCUCUUUGGAAAAGAAGCGUCUUCGAAUGUCUCAAUUUGAUAUGAGAUUUCAUCUUCGUGAUUUGAUUGGUUCUGGUCAUCUCAGAACUGACCAGACUCCAACCGGUUUAAUUAUUAGGGUCUCAAAAGAUUAGAGAUCCAGAAAGUCCUACAUGUCUAUGAAAUGAUUCAUCUGCUCCUUUUCGCUGUUAAUUUCAAGAAGAGGUUACUGCUCGCUGGAGGCUAUCAUGUGACUAGGUUAUGUGCUUUCAUAGCUUCUACUACGAAUGUAUUUUCAUUAAUAAUAGGUAUGUUGCGUUAUUUAGAAAAAAAAAACCGUAUUGCUCGCCAUUUAGAUUUUAAAUUAAAAGUGAUAAAGUUAAUAUUCAUAUCAAAUC
Messenger RNA from Abrus precatorius (Indian licorice), 1099 nucleotides. Its product is annotated as serine/threonine-protein kinase 19. Lineage: Eukaryota; Viridiplantae; Streptophyta; Magnoliopsida; Fabales; Fabaceae. The transcript has 9 exons. Gene Ontology annotation, biological process: protein phosphorylation. Gene Ontology annotation, molecular function: protein serine/threonine kinase activity. The record is from RefSeq and is a predicted model, not a curated record. Bases 62 to 856 code for a protein of 264 amino acids.